AUGCCACGCCGCAAGCCCUUCUCCGCCAAGCAGAAGAAAGAGCAGAUGAAGGACAAGCGCGCUGUGAAGCGUGGCGAGCUCGAUCCUUCUGACGUCCGGGUCCCGUCUCACCCCUCCCGAGCCGCGCGCCCCGGCAACUCCAUCGGCGUGAUGUCUACCCGCCGAGCGAACCCCAACGACCCCUCGCACCUCGUCGCGACUCGGCUCCAAAGCAAGUUCACCGCUCUGACCCCGGCAUACCUCGAGCGAACGCGGGACUUGUCGCACUCGAUUCCCCUCCCUCGUCCGCUUCAGACGAGCCACGCUAUCUUCCCGGUAGAAUGGAUGGAGCGGGAUGAGGGACGACUGACCUGCCCUACUCGUCCAAAGUUUAGGUAUGGGCAGACCAAGAAGGAGGUGGAGAGGAAUGAGGAGGGCAUGUUUGCGAGGUGGGUAGCGGGCACGAGGGGGUUUGUGGAGGAGUGGGUGGAAGUGGAGGAGGUGGAGGAUGAAGGGGAUGGGGAGAAGGUGUGGGAGAGGUUGCGGAGUCCGACUUGGUUCGAGACGAAUCUGGAGGUUUGGCGGCAGCUCUGGAGAGUGACAGAAUCAUCACAGAUUCUUCUUCUACUCGCCGAUGCCCGCUGUCCCCCACUCCACCUUCCACCAUCUCUCCGGACAUACGUUCAAUCCCUCAAACCCCGCAAAGAGGUCAUUCUCGUCCUCACCAAGUCCGACCUGGUUGACGCGGACGCGCUCGCAGGAUGGAAAGAAUGGGUCAAGGUGUGGUGGGCGAAAGGAGAUGUGGACGAGCGGGCGGAGCAGGAGGUCCAGGUCGUGGCUGUCCACAGCUACGACACAGAUGCUCUCUACGCAGAUAAGCCAAGACAUAGACCCGAUCUACCCGAAUCGUCCCUCAAAGAACUCAUCGCUGCGCUGCGUACCGCCCACAAGCGGCUUAUGACCCCUCACGAGCGCAUCGUAGCCGACACCGACAAGCUCAAGGAAUGGCGCAGUCCCGUCCGGUCGCAAGUCGACUGGGACCUCCUAGCUCGAGGUCCAGCUUCGGCCUAUCCGCCAGCCAAUGCCGAGCUACCUCCACAGCCGAUCGAGCCUGUCAGGCUACCGGAGCCGGAGGAAGUUGCAGAGGAUGGGGAACGCAUCGAUCGUGACCCGGAAGGAGAGCCGCUCACUAUUGGCUUGAUUGGGCAGCCGAAUGUGGGGAAGUCGUCCUUAUUGAAUGCUGUUCUGGGCGAAAGCAGGGUCAGGGCGAGUAGGCAGCCAGGAAAGACAAAGCACUUCCAGACGCUGUUCUGGGGCUGGAGGAAGGAAGUCAAAGUCGUUGACUGUCCAGGGCUCGUAUGCCCAAGUCUCGUCGGCCUGGAAGUACAGGCUCUGUGCGGUAUCCUACCCAUAUCCCAAAUCCCCUCACUACAUGCCUGCAUCCUCGCAGCGGGCCACCUCCUCCCUCUCGAGACUAUAUUCAGCGUCCCUGCUCCUCCAACAUCGCCGUCAGACGUCUAUGCCGACAAGCGCACGUGGAGAACACCGAAGGCUGAGGACACUGCUAGGGAGCAGAAGAGGGAGAGAUGGACCGCUGGAGGGAUCAUGGAGGCUCGGGCGCUGGAUCGGGGUUAUCUGACCGCAAAAGGAGGGAGACCAGAUGGGAACCGCGCAGCCAACGGCAUGAUGCGCCAACUCGCAGACGGCAAGAUCCGCUGGUGCUUCUUCCCUCCAGGGUGCGAGCUCGACCGGGAAGGCAAAGGAAUCUGGCUCGGCGAUUUCGCGCACGAGGACAAGGACGACAAGGAGGAUGCGGACAGUGCUCCUGGGUCAGAAGAUGAGAAGCAGGUGGCUGCUCCUUCGGAUAGCGAGUCGGAAUUUGACAGUGAGGAUGAUGGGGAGGCUAGCGAGGUGGAGCAGAAGGCGAGGGAGAUUGAUCGUGGUUUCUUUGCUGCGUUGGGGGGCAGCGAUGAUGAUGAGGAUGAGGAUGAGGAGGAAGAGGAGGAGGAUGACGACACUGAGGAGAGUGAGGGGAAGCGAGAGACCGAAGGCAGGACGGCAUAG
Molecule: messenger RNA, 2043 nt
Organism: Dioszegia hungarica
Lineage: Eukaryota; Fungi; Basidiomycota; Tremellomycetes; Tremellales; Bulleribasidiaceae
Exons: 9
Coding region: 1-2043 (680 amino acids)
Molecular function (GO): GTPase activity; GTP binding
Source: RefSeq, a predicted model, not a curated record